This is a messenger RNA of Drosophila kikkawai, 4487 nucleotides long. RefSeq names its product beaten path Ic (gene beat-Ic). Lineage: Eukaryota; Metazoa; Arthropoda; Insecta; Diptera; Drosophilidae. Gene Ontology annotation, biological process: motor neuron axon guidance. The record is from RefSeq and is a predicted model, not a curated record.
UUGGUUCGCUCUGCUGUUGCCUCCGCUCACGAACGCAGCCCCCAACGAACACGAACGAGCCACUCAGUUUAAAUAGUAUCCUGAGCAGGCACAACAAAAACAAACCCCGGCCGACGGGCAGAGAAUAAAUUAGCUUGCUAAAAAAAUUAAAUGCGAAAUCGAAACAAAAUAGAAGCCUCAUAAGUGGACAAACAACAACGGCCGGCAGCCAAAGUGUCAGAAUAUGUGAAAAUUAAUAUUUCACCAGAGAUUUGAGUGCUGCCAAAACAAAAAACAAACACACACUGCAAACAGAAACAGGACAAACUUUUCGUUUCGUAAAACUUUUAUUUCGUACACACGUUUUUUGGCCAUACGCGAUUUGCCUGCGCAAAAUUAUGAAAAAUAUGUGAGAAAUGUGCGAAAUCCGCAGAAAACACGAGGACCCCCAAGAGGAGUAGAGCAGGAGCGAAAAGCGUUACUGUUAGCCACCAGCAUAGGUCAAGCUCCAUCCUCCAGUGCGAGAUAGAUCCUGGUCGGUCCCGAAAUCUGAAAUCCCCCGACGCUGCUCCUGCCAGUGUCAGUGUUUGUGUGCGGCAAAGCCAAAGGGAGAGCUGAGGAAGCACAGGGAGCGAGAGCUGUGUAACGUGCUAAAAUAAGUUAAUUUAUUGCCGGGACAACAACAAUCACAGCACCGAGGACGACAACUGCCGGCAGUCAUAGCAUUUAUCGUGCUUGCCAUUGCUCCGAAGUUGACUAAAGCCAAACUACAAAAGCACAGAAAUAGGCCAAAACCAAUUGACAUUUAUUGGCCAAUAUACAUUUAUAAGGAUCGAACGGAAACGAAGGAGGAUUCCAGAAGGGAGAAUCACAAGAGAAAAUUGUAAAAAUCUUUAUAUAUUUCAAUGCCAACGACGACGACGACGACGACGACUAUUCAGAUGGCCAACAAGUGGAGCCCGGGACGGGGACGGGGCCAAAGUGGGCGUGGCUGUAUCUGCUGGAUAUCCUUGACGCUGCUCCUCAUGCUGGUGCCUGAUUUUAUUGUGGCACUCAAGGAUGUUUCCGUAAUGAUACCGCAGGCGGUGAAACGUGGUAGCAAUGCCCUGUUCACGUGUAAUUACGAUAUGGAAAACGAUACUCUAUAUUCGGUGAAAUGGUAUAAGGGCAAACGUGAGUUUUAUCGCUACACGCCCAAGGAGAAUCCGGCGAUGAAGGUCUUUGCCAUGACAAGUGGCCUCAACGUCGAGCGCAACCUUUCGAAUCAGAGCCACGUCGUCCUGCAGUCGGUGCCGUUGAAUAUUUCGGGAAAAUUUACAUGCGAAAUAUCCGUGGAGGCCCCCACAUUUCAAACAGCCAUGGUGUCCGGCGAAAUGGAGGUGGUUGAGCUACCGGAAGAGCACACUGUGGUCACCGGGAUACAGGCACGCUAUCGCGUCGGCGAUUUGGUGGACGGCAAUUGCUCAAUUAAAUACUCGAAACCGGCUGCUAAUUUGACAUGGACUAUUAAUGGUAUUGUGGUUCCACCGCACCACAUAAAGACGUAUCAGACGGAGAGACAGGAGAACAGCACCCUGGAGUCGGUUACGAGUGCCAUACAUUUCAUGGUCACUACUCAACAUUUUCUCAAGAGCCAGAUGAGGCUCAAGUGCACGGCCAAUAUCUUUGACAUCUUCAAGGAGGAAAUGGAGAGCGUCAUUGAGGAGGACCGUCCCAGAAUAAUGGCCUCUGGCAGAUCGUAUGACAUGAAUAAUUAUCCCCUCGAGGAGAAUCCGAAUGGCGAACGUGGAGGCUACGAGGAUCACAACGAGUCCUAUUUGACCUACUACUCGGCGGAUAAUAGUGCAUCGGGCGCUUCGACAGCUGCACGUGAAAUCUUCUGGCAAUUCUGGCUAACAAAGCUCCCCAUCAACAGGCAGUUCGAGGGGACGUGGCAGUGGAUCCUAGAAGGAGGGGCAACGAUGGCAGCCCUGCUGGCAACGCUGCUGGCCCAUCAAAUUAUCAACUGUCAAUACACAAAGCCGGCAACUGGAAGGGCCAAGGUACAGCGGCAGCAACAUCAACAGUUGCCAGGAGCCAGGAGCAGCAACCAUGCGAAUGUGGAUCUGGAUGCGGAGGAUGUGACAGCUCCAAAAGCGGCAACAUCCGCAACGAGCGUCAAAUGCUUUUAUAAUUGUCAAAUGGCCAUGGCAAUGGCAACUUCAAAUCGCAGCGAUGCUGCGAAUAUUGCAAGUGCAUCGGCAACUACAACUGCUGCUGCUGCUGAUGUUACUGCUGCUGCUGAUGUUACUGCGCGCGGCAUUAAGCGCCUGUCAACGACACUUGCGGGGGGCGUGGCCAGCUGGCAGGAUCAGCGAUUAUUGAUGACUCCUCCACGGCGGCGGCAGGACGCGAUGCAGUCGCGUUGGAGCGCGUGCUGAUGCCGAAUUGAUGAUGAAAUGCAUUCGCGAAAGUAGCUUAAGGUGCUUGCCGCCGCCCCCCUUCCACAUGCCACACCCCCCAAGUAUAAUUAAUAUAUACGAUUGCGAGUACGGAUUGCCCUCGCUCCCGAGUCUUACGCACAAGCUGGGCAGUGUCGGGAUAUAUAGUAUUUAACAGUUGAAGGCGGAGACGGCGCGAAAUCAAUGAAUAAUAACAGGAAAUAAAUUAAUGUAAGGUUGAGGAAGGUAUAACUUGAUGGUGCAACCCAUAUAAAAUUGUAUGUAAAUGAAAAAUACCCUGUACGUUGAAAUUGCACAUAAAAAAAGGUUCAGUAAGAAACGAGCUUCAUGUUUGUGAAGGUUAAUUAUUUGUUUAUUGUCAACAGAAACAAUAAAUAAUAAAGUAAUAUGUAAUAUAUAAUUUUUUCUUUUUUUCAAUUUAAAUAUUGAGUUUUCAAUUAUAUAUUUCAAUUACUUAAAUUAUUCCUGACAAUAAAGCGGAUAAAUACAUUUGUUUAUUUAUUUAAGUUUAUCUUUUUAUCUAGUUUUUCCCCUAAAUUAAUACAUUUUUAAUUCUCCAUUAAUACGAAGCUACAGUAAAUCGUGAAAACUGCGCGCAAUAAACCAAGUACUUGAAGGUAUCAAUAGAAAACAUUAAUAAUCGCAGAAAUAAAUACGCAAGAGUAACAUGUUUACAGUUAGUUUGUGAAUUUGCGUACAGGGUAAGAAAAUACUUGUGCUUAUUCAAACACAUAAAAUGAAAACACACAUUAUAUGCAUAUAUUAUAUGUACUCUCCACACAGUCGCUUGGAUUGCGAUACCAAAUGCUCUUUAUGUUCUGAGCACUCACAUAUAUACCAGAAAUUCCGCUCAGUGUACAGCAAGCUGAACUUUAGACUGCACUUGAGCUUAGCUUUCGGGUACCGUAGUGCAUUGUAAAGUGGGCUUUGCCUGAGCCAGAGCCAUAGGAGCCAAGGGAACGGAACAGAAAACAGUUAUUUUUAAUCGCCAAAUUAAUGUGUAAAUAAACAAGAAACUAAAGAUAAGCUAGUAAGGAAUAAUAAUACCCACUGUACAGAAAGGAACUUUUUACGGUUGUGGACAUAAAGCAAAAUUAAUUCUUAAAACACUUCCUGCUUUGUAGAGAAACAUGAAUUCAUAGAUGAAACAAAUAAAAUAGGAACAUUUUGGUUUAAAUGCUAUUGGGGCAAUAUUAAAACUCGAAAGAAACAAACGAUUAUUUCAACAUUUUUGGCCAACAAAAAUCCAGCGGUAAAUAGUUCCUUUGCUUUGAAAAUAAAUCAAUAUUAAUGGUAAUUGGUAAUGCCAAGAAAAGAAAUGUAAAUUGAACAAAAGGUUAGAUUACGGAUAUUUGUUUUAAACAGUAGUACAAUAAAUGUUAAAUGAUAUUAUAAACAAAAACCAAUAUAUGUAAAUAAAAAGUGUGUAAAUGUUGAAAUAAUAAUAACAAACAAAUAAAGAUAUAAGCAUUACAAUACUCAAAUGCAUGCGCCAAGAUUUCUGUAAUCAAAUCGUGUUGUGAAAGUUGUCUUCCCUAAUUUACGUACAUUAUCAAAAAUUAUUACAGUGCAGUCAUGGUUUAUCCCUUAGUUUCAAUAUGGUUUCAUUCAGAGCAAAACAAUUUAAAUACAAGAAAUGUAAAUCUAGGUUUAUGUACAUAGAAAAAAUCGUCAACGGAUUUUCCUUUGAAUGUUGCAGAAUAGAUAAAUAUAUAAACGAAAAUAAUUAAUGUAUGCAUAUUAACCAAAAUAUAUAGAAAUAGGAGCUCCAAAAUGGAAAUCAAAAGCAUGCAGAUGCAUUUUGCAUUGAAUAUAAAAUAUUCAUAUCCACAAACAGUUAAUAACCAAAAUGUGUAAAGCCGGAAAAAAUAUAGCAUUAAGUCCCCAAGAAAAGUAAACAGUGAUGUAAAAAACGCAGCAAGGAAAUACAGAGAAAAACUAAUCAAUGUCAUACGAAUAUAUGUACUAGUUUUAAUGAUUUCAGUGAAUAUUAAUGUAAAAAGUGAAUUCAAAUCAAAGCGCAGCAUAUAAAGUCAGUGUGUAUGGCAUUUGAUUAAACCACAAGCA